CGCAGCGGGGGAAAGAGGAUGGCGACCUCGUCGAUGCCGGAGUCGGAGAGGAACGCAGCUGCGAAAACGUCGGAGUGAAGACCCCAGAGUCUGCGCUCCCCGGUCAGGCUGCCCCCCGAGCCUAUGGAGGAGAACGAGGUGGAGAGCAGUAGUGAUGCCGCCCCUGGGCCUGGCCGGCCCGAGGAGCCCUCUGAGAGCGGCUUGGGUGUGGGCACCUCGGAAGCCGUGUCUGCAGACAGCAGUGACGCUGCAGCUGCCCCAGGGCCUGCGGAGGCUGACGACUCUGGUGUAGGGCAAAGCUCUGACCGUGGCAGCAGCUCUCUGGAGGAGGUAUCCGAGAGCAGCUCAAGCACAGACCCCCUACCCCAUGGCUACCUUCCUGAUUCAUCUUCUGUGUCCCGGGGGCCAGUGGCAGGGGUGACAGGCGGUCCCCCAGCUCUGGUACACUCCAGUGCACUCCCAGACCCCAACAUGCUGGUGUCGGACUGUGCUGCUUCUUCCUCGGACUUGGGCUCGGCCAUCGACAAGAUCAUCGAGUCCACCAUUGGGCCUGACCUCAUCCAAAGCUGCAUCACUGUCACCAGUGCUGAGGACGGCGGGGCUGAGACCACCCGGUACCUGAUCCUGCAGGGCCCAGAUGAUGGUGCCCCCAUGGCAUCGCCAAUGUCCAGUUCCACCCUGGCCCACAGCCUGGCAGCCAUUGAGGCCCUGGCCGAUGGCCCCACAUCCACAUCCACAUGCUUGGAGCCACCCGAGGAGGCCCAGGGCGGGCCCAGCUCUCCAGCACAGCCACCCCCAAGCUCUGGCGCGGAGGAGCCUGACCUGCAGAGCCUGGAGGCCAUGAUGGAGGUGGUGGUGGUGCAGCAGUUCAAGUGCAAGAUGUGCCAGUACCGGAGCAGCACCAAGGCCACGCUGUUGCGCCACAUGCGGGAGCGGCACUUCCGGCCAGCGGUGGCUGGCAAGAAAGGACGGGCACGGAAGUGGGGUACCCCCGCCAAGCCCCAGGAGGGGGAGGGGCCAGAGGAGGAAGACGAUGACGACAUCGUGGAUGCCGGUGCCAUCGACGACCUGGAGGAGGACAGCGACUACAACCCCGCGGAGGAUGAGCCCCGGGGCCGGCAGCUCAGGCCCCAGCGCCCGGCCCCCAGUACCCCAAGACUCCGGCGGAGACCUGGACGGCCCCGGAAGCUGCCCUGCCUGGACACCUCGGACCUCCCGGAUGGUGUGGACGGUGAGCCUCUAGUGAGUUCCCAGAGCGGACAGAGCCCUCUGGAGCCACAGGACCCCGAGGCCCCCAGCUCCUCAGGCCCAGGACACCUGGUGGCCAUGGGCAAGUCUGAUUGUGCCACCGUGGAACCCGCUGUGAGCCAGUCGGAUGCAGAGAACACGCUGCCCUCCUGCCCGGAGGAGCCUGACCCCCCCCCUCGCCGCCGCGGUCGACCCUCCAGGCGCUUCCUAGGCAAGAAAUACCGCAAGUACUACUACAAGUCGCCCAAACCGUUGCUCAGGCCCUUCCUGUGCCGCAUCUGUGGCUCCCGCUUCCUGUCCCAUGAGGACCUGCGCUUCCAUGUCAACUCCCAUGAGGCCGGAGACCCCCAGCUCUUCAAGUGCCUGCAGUGCAGCUAUCGCUCCCGCCGCUGGUCCUCCCUUAAGGAGCACAUGUUCAACCACGUGGGCAGUAAGCCCUACAAGUGUGACGAGUGCAGCUACACCAGUGUCUACCGGAAGGACGUCGUCCGGCACGCGGCCGUGCACAGCCGGGACCGGAAGAAAAGGCCAGAUCCGACCCCAAAGCUGAGCUCCUUCCCCUGCCCCGUGUGUGGCCGCGUCUACCCCAUGCAGAAGAGGCUCACGCAGCACAUGAAGACGCAUAGCACGGAGAAGCCGCACAUGUGUGACAAGUGUGGAAAGUCCUUCAAGAAGCGCUACACCUUCAAGAUGCACCUGCUGACACACAUCCAAGCUGUGGCCAAUCGCAGAUUCAAGUGCGAGUUCUGCGAGUUUGUUUGUGAGGACAAGAAGGCCCUGCUGAACCAUCAGCUGUCCCACGUCAGCGACAAGCCCUUCAAGUGCAGCUUUUGUCCCUAUCGCACCUUCCGAGAAGACUUCCUGCUGUCCCACGUGGCUGUCAAGCACACAGGGGCCAAGCCCUUUGCCUGUGAGUACUGCCACUUCAGCACUCGGCACAAGAAGAACCUGCGCCUGCACGUGCGGUGCCGACACGCCAGCAGCUUUGAGGACUGGGCACGGCGCCACCCUGAGGAGCCCCCCUCCCGCCGUCGCCCCUUCUUCUCUUUGCAGCAGAUUGAGGAGCUGAAGCAACAGCACAGUGCAGCUCCUGGACCACCUCCCAGCUCCCCAGGCGCUCCCAAGGUUCCCCCAGAAGCGGCACCUUUCGAGACACCCGAGACCCCACUGCUCUGUUCCGACACCCUGGGGGGUGCCACCAUCAUCUACCGGCAAGGAGCUGAGGAGUCAACUGCAAUGGCCACGCAGACGGCCUUGGACCUGUUGCUGAACAUGAGUGCGCAGCGGGAGCUGGGGGGCGCCGCCCUGCAGGUGGCCGUGGUAAAGUCCGAGGACGUGGGAGCAGAGUUAGCCUCUGCUGGUGGGCAGCCCUCCCCAGCAGGCACCACUCCACAAGUGGUGACCCUCCACGUGGCAGAGCCGGGGGGCAGUGUGGCAGCCGAGAGCCAGCUGGGCCCCUCUGACCUCCAGCAGAUCACCCUGGCACCUGCUCCAUUUGGCGGGACUGGCUACAGCGUCAUCACAGCACCCCCGAUGGAGGAGGGGACUUCAGCUCCUGGCACACCUUACAGUGAGGAGCCCCCAGGGGAGGCAGCCCAGGCAGUGGUGGUGGGCGACACCCUGAAGGAAACCGGCACACACUACAUCAUGGCCGCCGACGGGGCUCAGCUGCACCACAUCGAGCUGACGGCAGAUGGCUCCAUCUCCUUCCCCAGUCCUGAUGCCCUGGCCUCUGGAACCAAGUGGCCCCUGCUGCAAUGUGGGGGGCUGCCCAGAGAGGGCGUUGAGCCCCCAUCUCCGGCCAGGACUCACCGGGUUGGGGAUCCCCAGGGCUCUGCCUCUCCUCCUCCUGCCGCCCACAAGGCCGUGGGCCUGGCAGUGCCCCCCUCACCGCCCUCUGCAGCCACUACGGUGUCCAAGAAGUUUUCCUGCAAGAUCUGCGCCGAGGCCUUCCCCGGACGAGCUGAGAUGGAGAGUCAUAAACGGGCCCACGCCGGGCCUAGUGCCUUCAAAUGCCCCGACUGCCCGUUCAGCGCCCGCCAGUGGCCUGAGGUCCGGGCCCACAUGGCGCAGCACUCCAGCCUGCGGCCCCACCAGUGCAGCCAGUGCAGCUUUGCUUCCAGGAACAAGAAGGACCUGCGGCGCCACGUGCUGACCCACACCAACGAGAAGCCUUUCGCGUGCCACCUCUGUGGGCAGCGCUUCAACCGGAAGGGGCACCUCAAGUUCCAUGUCCAGCGGCUGCACAGUCCCGACGGGAGGAAGACCGCGACCCCUACCACCCGGGCUCCUGUCCGCACCCCCACCCAGACCAUCAUCCUGAACAGUGACGACGACGCACUGGCCACACUGCACACUGCACUCCAGUCCAGUCACGGUGUCCUGGGCCCAGAGCGGCUGCAGCAGGCACUGGGCCAGGAGCACAUCAUUGUGGCCCAGGAGCAGACGGUGGCCAAUCAGGAGGAAGCCACCUACAUUCAAGAGAUCACCACAGCAGACGGCCAGACGGUGCAGCACUUGGUGACCUCAGACAACCAGGUGCAGUACAUCAUCUCCCAGGACGGGGUGCAGCACCUGCUCCCCCAGGAGUACGUCGUGGUACCGGAGGGCCAUCAUAUCCAGGUUCAGGAGGGCCAGAUCACACACAUCCAGUAUGAGCAGGGGGCUCCGUUCCUUCAGGAGUCCCAGAUCCAGUACGUGCCUGUGUCGCCAGGCCAGCAGCUUGUCACCCAGGCCCAGCUAGAGGCGGCAGCACACUCGGCCGUCACAGCGGUGGCUGAUGCUGCCAUGGCCCAGGCCCAGGGCCUGUUUGGCACAGAGGAGGCAGUGCCCGAACACAUCCAACAGCUGCAACACCAGGGCAUCGAGUAUGACGUCAUCACCCUGACCGAUGACUGAGCCCCAAGGGCCCACGACAGACCAUGGAUUAUCGGGGCCAGCCCUGCUUGGGAGGGGAGGGAGGAGGCAGUGGGAGCUGCCUCCCUGUCCCACCUAGGUCUCGACACCGACACCGGACAGCCAGCAUGCUGGCGUCCCAGGGAGCCAGGCCUGUGCCGCUGGGGUUGAGGGAGUCAUGGGCCCCAGCCAGGACAUGCUGGGUGCCCCAGCCUGCAGGCAGGCUUUGGGAGAGAGAUUUAUUUUUGUUUGGAUGGAGCCUCUGUCUCAAUAAAGGGACCAGAGUCCAGCCC
Condylura cristata (star-nosed mole) is the source of this 4436-nucleotide messenger RNA. It is a transcript of the gene ZNF335, whose product is annotated as zinc finger protein 335. Gene Ontology annotation, biological process: positive regulation of neurogenesis; regulation of gene expression; brain development. The coding region runs from base 124 to 4146 and encodes 1340 amino acids. Gene Ontology annotation, molecular function: RNA polymerase II cis-regulatory region sequence-specific DNA binding. Lineage: Eukaryota; Metazoa; Chordata; Mammalia; Eulipotyphla; Talpidae. The transcript has 28 exons. The record is from RefSeq and is a predicted model, not a curated record. Gene Ontology annotation, cellular component: nucleus.